Glossina fuscipes is the source of this 1575-nucleotide messenger RNA. Its product is annotated as probable chitinase 2. Gene Ontology annotation, biological process: carbohydrate metabolic process; chitin catabolic process. The record is from RefSeq and is a predicted model, not a curated record. NCBI's taxonomy places the organism in Eukaryota, Metazoa, Arthropoda, Insecta, Diptera, Glossinidae. The coding region runs from base 58 to 1503 and encodes 481 amino acids. Gene Ontology annotation, molecular function: chitinase activity; chitin binding. Gene Ontology annotation, cellular component: extracellular region. The transcript has 4 exons.
AUUCUUAUAAACGAUAAUAAUCGCGAGGAAAUAACUUUUCUGUGUAAUUUUUAAUAAAUGCUGUUAAUAAAAUGCUUAACUCUGUUGUUAGUAUAUUUGUGCGAUCAUCGAUUAAAAGCAGAAGCUAAGGAAAGAAAGCAUGUGAUUUGUUAUCAUGGCACUUGGUCCGCAUACCGCCCGUCUUAUGGUAAAUUCGAUGUCGCCACCGAUAUUGAUCCCUUCCUCUGCACACAUCUAAUGUACGCUUUCUUCGGGAUACAAGAAACCGGUGAAUUGCGUAUCAUUGAUCCAUAUCUGGAUUUAGAGGAUAAUUAUGGUCGCGGCAAUAUCAGAAAACUUAAUUCUUUGAAGAUGAAAAAUCCAACAUUGAGAACGUUGGCGGCGGUCGGUGGAUGGAAUGAGGGCUCGAAAAAGUUUUCUAUUGUAGCUGCUGAUCCCGAGAAACGAGCAAGAUUUGUACAAUCGGUGGUAGAAUUUAUACAAAGGCAUGGCUUUGAUGGUCUUGACUUGGAUUGGGAAUAUCCAAACCAACGUCAUAGAUUAGGCAACAACGACCGUGAAAACUAUAUCGCAUUACUGAAAGACCUAAAAGAAGGGCUAGAACCAUUUGGUUACUUGCUAACAGCUGCUGUGGGUUCAGUGCAACUUUCGGCGGAAAUGUCUUAUGAUAUCCCAGAGAUGUGUAAAUAUUUAGAUAUCGUUAAUGUAAUGGCGUACGAUUUGCAUGGUCCUUGGGAUAAAGGGGUGGGAAUCAACGCUCCUUUACAUGCCGGUUCAGCGGAUAACACCAAUUACACCAGACAGCUUAAUUUAGAGGCGAUUGUCAAAUAUUGGCUUAGCAAAGGAACACCUCGUAAUAAAUUGGUUAUUGGUGUCCCAUUUUAUGGACGUACUUUUAAUUUGGAAAAUCCAUUACAACACAAUGUGGGAGCACCUCAUAUUGGUCGCGGGAUACCGGGCUCAUAUUCGAGAGAGCCUGGUGUAAUUGGUUACAAUGAAUUGUGCGAGCUUUUCCAGAAGGAAUCGGAUCAAUGGCAUUUGGAUUGGGAUGAGCAACAAAUGGUGCCCUAUGCUUAUCGUGACAAUCAAUGGGUUGGCUAUGAGAAUGAAGAGAGUAUCGCCUUGAAAGCCGAUUAUAUUAUCGCAGAAAAUUUGGCCGGCAUUAUGGUCUGGUCCAUAGAAUCGGAUGACUUUCGUGGCAUUUGCAGUUCGCGACGUUAUCCUUUGCUUCGUCUAAUAAAUAAUAAAAUUCAUGGCGAUUUGGUACUGGACUUGGAGAAAGAUGUCAAACAUGAAUCUGCCUCUCUGCCCUUAAUUGAUUCAAAAUUUAUUAACAAUUUCGGGUGCGAUACCGAAAAUGGUUAUGUUCGCGAUUUAAAAAAUUGCUCGAAAUUUUAUUUUUGUGAUUCUGGCUCCGCGUACAAUUUUGAAUGCAUUUCGCCCUUGAAAUUCGACAUAAAUAUUUUAGCGUGCAAUUAUCCGAACUUGGUUGAUUGCAACUGAACAUAAACUUUCCGCACUCCCUUGAUUGAAAUACCUUUAGUAUAAGUGAAUUUUACAAUAAAGUAUUUUUUC